Molecule: messenger RNA, 639 nt
Organism: Gracilinanus agilis (Agile Gracile Mouse Opossum)
Lineage: Eukaryota; Metazoa; Chordata; Mammalia; Didelphimorphia; Didelphidae
Product: ras-related protein Rab-2A-like
Exons: 1
Coding region: 1-639 (212 amino acids)
Cellular component (GO): Golgi apparatus
Molecular function (GO): GTPase activity; GTP binding
Source: RefSeq, a predicted model, not a curated record
AUGUCAUACGCCUAUCUAUUCAAGUUCAUCAUCAUUGGAGAUACUGGCGUGGGCAAAUCAUGCCUAUUGCUACAGUUUACAGACAAGAGAUUCCAACCAGUACAUGACCUGACCAUUGGUGUGGAAUUUGGGGCCCGAUUCAUAACCAUUGAUGACAAACAGAUCAAGCUCCAGAUCUGGGAUACAGCCGGGCAAGAAACUUUUCGUUCCAUCACAAGAUCCUAUUACCGUGGAGCUGCUGGGGCCCUGCUGAUGUAUGACAUUACCCAGAGAAAUACGUUCAAUCACCUGACAACUUGGCUGGAAGAUGUCCUUCAGCAUUCCAGCUCCAACAUGGUAGUCAUGCUCAUUGGCAACAAAAGUGAUUUGGAGACCAGACGAGAAGUAAAGAAGGAAGAAGGAGAAGCUUUUGCCAGAGAACAUGGGCUAAUCUUCAUGGAAACCUCAGCAAGGACUUCCACCAACGUAGAAGAAGCCUUUAUUGAUACAGCCAAGGAAAUUUAUAGUAAGAUCCAAGAAGGAAUCUUUGAUAUGAGCAAUGAGGCCAAUGGUAUUAAGAUAGGUGUACAGCAUUCCCUGACUACUGCUCUGAAUGCAGGAAACCAACGAGGAUGGCAUUCUAGGGGAGGCUGUUGUUAA